Molecule: messenger RNA, 3783 nt
Organism: Colletotrichum orchidophilum
Lineage: Eukaryota; Fungi; Ascomycota; Sordariomycetes; Glomerellales; Glomerellaceae
Product: hsp90-like protein
Exons: 6
Coding region: 1-3783 (1260 amino acids)
Biological process (GO): phosphorelay signal transduction system; protein autophosphorylation
Molecular function (GO): histidine phosphotransfer kinase activity; phosphorelay sensor kinase activity
Source: RefSeq, a predicted model, not a curated record
AUGAACAAGAUGUCAGAAGGUGCCCGUGAAUGGGAGACAUUCAAAUAUGAUUCUUUCCACAUUCCCAAUGCCGUGUUCAACAGCCCCGACCGACCGAUCCCCUUUUCUUCCAUCUCGUCGUCUCCGGACACUGGCCUCACUUCCUUUGCGCAGCUCGGUGCCUUGAGACUGAACGCAUCCCGCGCUCUUAUCUCGUUAUUCGAUCGCCAGCAUCAAUACAUCGUCGCCGAGGCUACUCGGUCCAUGCCCCUGUCACCAAACACCAAGUACACAAAGCAAAACCAUCUUUGGCUAUGCGGGACGGCCAUCCCUCGCGACUUUGGGAUCUGCGAACAUGUUUUGGUCGGAGCGACUCACGCAAGACCCGACAGUCUCUACCCGACAGCUCAUGUAAUCGAUGAGAACGAACUUCCCGUGUCCGUAGUUCCGGAUCUUGCGGCUGACCGGCGAUUUUGUAACCGCCCUUACAUCGAUGCAGCGCCAUACAAUCGAUUUUAUGCAGGUGUCCCUAUCCGGUCUCCCAAAGGCAUCAACAUUGGUGUAUACUGCAUUUUUUCCGACACCCCGAGAUCUGGUCUCGUCGCCGAGGAGAUGCAGUUUUUGCGGGAAAUUUCCCAGACCGUAAUGGAAUACCUCGACGCCAGGAGAGUAAAUGAGAGCUAUCGCCGAAGCGAGCGCAUGGUACAAGGAUUGGGAAAUUUCAUCGAAGGUAGAGACGAUCCAGUGCCGACUGCGAGAACCACGCCUCGAGCGUCUUUGAACGGAUUCGAGCCUCCCAGACUUGCAGUAUCACUACCCGAGGCGGACCCGCCGUCACGUAGAUCUUCCGAAUCCCCUGAACCCGUUCGCCCGGGCAUCAACCCGAUCAGGUCAGACUCGAAUGAGUCUUCUUCCAAAGUCGAAUCGAGCGACUCAGUCGAAACAAGUGCCUCGACUGCGACAGUAGCUACUACCACCUCAAGUACGGCGCCGCCCGACCCGCACUUGACAGAAACCAUCAAGAUCUUCUCGCGGGCCGCCAAUGUGAUCAGAAAGUCUCUCGAAGUAGAUGGCGCCUUGUUCCUGGAUGCGAGUAUCGGCUCCUUUGGUGGCCUAGUUACCGGUCCACGAAAAGCCAGUGAAGUGGCAGACCGCACAUUCUCCAGCAGCGAAGACAGUCUUUCCGAGAGGUCCGAAGACGUCAACGAUAAAUGGUGUAAGAGCUUUGGAAGGUCGUCGACCAUGGACGACAUUGCCAACGGCAUAAGUGCUCCACAGUUGGACCGUUUGACUUUGCGAGAAAAAUUCCUUAGGAAAUUGCUUCGUCGAUACCCCAACGGCAAGGUGUUCAGCUUCGACGAGACGGGUCAAUGGUUGUCCGCUGACUACGAAAGCGACGAUGCCGACAUCACCCCUACAGAAGAGCACGAUCAAACCGCCGCCCGCCCCGAACAAAAGGCGGCUCAUUCGUACUUUACGAGGCGAAAUGAGGCCAAGACCAUCAUCGACAUCUUCCCGGGUGCUCGGAGUGUAGCUGUGGUACCGUUGUGGGACCCUUCAAAAGAAAGAUGCUUUGCCGGAGGUUUCGUUUGGAGUAAAAGUGCGACUCGGAUAUUGACACCUGCAGCGGACCUGCCUUUUUUGCGAGCGUUCGGGAUGGUCACCAUGUCUGAGGUUAUCAGACUAGAUGCUGUCUUGGCAGAAAAGGCAAAGACUGACAUCUUGGGCUCCCUCAGUCACGAGCUUCGGUCCCCGCUUCAUGGUGUAGUUGCUGCUGCUGAGCUUCUUCAUGAUACCCAGUUGGAUGCUUUCCAGGUCGAUGUCAUUCACACUAUCGAGAUUUCGGGCAAGACUCUUCUCGACACUAUCGAUCACUUGCUUGACUACACCAAGGUCAAUACUUUUUUGCGGGCAUCCAAGUCCCAGCGGAAAAACAACGGUCCUGGGCGCGGGUUGCGACAAGAAGCAUCAACAUCAAUCGAAGCUGGUAUGAUGAGCUUGGUUUCCGACGUCCACCUUGACUUGCUUGUCGAAGAGGUCAUUGAGAGCGUCUUCAUCGGUUACAGCUUCCAUCACAUGGUCGCCAACUCGUUGGCACGCCACGGCUCGUCUUCAGGUCCUCCAACACCGGCUCAAGAAAAGCUGGAUGCCAUUGCCACGUCCGAUGGGUUGGGCCACAGGCGGAAACUAUCAGAUGUGCCGGUUACCAAUCUUAAAGAUGUUAAGAUCCUUGUCGACAUCGAUCCGCAAUGCGCGUGGGUAGUGCAUACGAACCCGGGAGCUAUUCGUCGGAUUGUCAUGAACUUGUUUGGAAAUGCCCUCAAGUACACGUCUCAGGGAUUCAUCAAGGUUCAUCUCAGGCAAGAGGAGGUCGUGCACAAGACGUCUAGGUCUGCAUCGAUGGUUGUGCUCACCGUCACCGACUCGGGUAAAGGCAUCACCGAAGAGUUUCUACACAACAAGCUCUUUACCCCGUUCUCUCAGGAAGACGCACUCGCACCAGGUACUGGUCUGGGUCUCAGCCUUGUCAGACAGAUUGUGGCGGGACUCGGUGGUACGAUCAGUGUGAAGAGCCAGGUCAACCACGGCACGAGCAUAACCGUAUCGAUGCCGCUGGUGCUGUCACGGAAGGCGAGUAGCCGGGGGCGCAAAUUCUCUGCCGACUUGGACGCCCUGGCCGGAACACGACUCUCGGUAUGUGGAUUCAGCAGGGGGCUCGAAGAUUCAGAAGAGCUUCGCGCCGGUGGCCUGGAUCUUCCCGUAGAGAGCCUGCCAUUCAAGUGGAUGGAUCUCAAGCUCAACGAAGACAGCCGAAAGGCGUCCAGGACGGAUUUGAUGGUUUGUAGCGAGGAUGCAUUCAGGCGUCUUGGUUUGUCGGAGACCGGGGGUGUCGAAACCCCGCUCGUUGUAGUCUGCGGCAACGCCGAAGCCGCGCAGAAACUAGCGACUUCAUACAGACGCUCCCUACGCCAUGAGGCCGUCAUGGAGUUUAUAGCCCAGCCUACUGGUCCCAGAAAGGUUGCAAAAGCCCUAGCAUAUGCGCUUGAUCGCUGGAAGCGGCGGCAGCCUACGAAGUUGAUACCCGUCAGUCCUCUGUCGGAUGCUUUCCCGGGACCUGCUCCGUCGCCCCGCGCCCUGAAGUCGGAUGCUCUUCUGACAAGGCCGCGAGCGCAAUCCGAGUCUUUGAAAAUGGUACGAGUGGCCUCGCCUGCUCCCGACAUCGUGUCUCAAUCACCAGGAGACAGCUGGAUCGCCAAUACGAACGAUUCCAAUUUUACCCUGACACUCCCCUUUCGCCCGGUCGCAUCGGCAGCGGCUCCAACCACUUCGACAGCUUCAGCUAGGGGCAGUAUGAACUCGAGCAUCAGCCCUUCCCCUGGACCUGUUAAGUCCCCGCUGGAGUUCCUCUUGGUGGACGACAAUCCGAUCAAUCUGAAGAUUCUAUCGGCGUACAUGAAGAGACUUCAAAAGCGGCAUGCCACUGCUUCCAACGGCCUGGAGGCCUUGCAGACUUAUACGUCUCAUCCGCAGAGAUUUUGCUGCAUUCUCAUAGAUAUAACAAUGCCUGUCAUGGACGGGCUCGAAGCUACAAGGCGCAUCAGAAAAUUCGAGCGAGCACACAACCUCCCUUCCGUGACGGUUAUUGCCAUUACGAGUCUGGGAUCGGCUGGUGCUCGACAAGAGGGUUUCGCGAGCGGUAUGGAUCUAUUCUUGACACGACCAGUGACCAUGACAGAACUGGUCAAAAUUUUGAAACAGAGGAAACUAGUGGAUGAGGCGGCGGAAAAGGAGGUUCAAUCCUGA